Molecule: messenger RNA, 4783 nt
Organism: Labeo rohita (rohu)
Lineage: Eukaryota; Metazoa; Chordata; Actinopteri; Cypriniformes; Cyprinidae
Gene: fibcd1b
Product: fibrinogen C domain containing 1b
Exons: 8
Coding region: 857-2335 (492 amino acids)
Source: RefSeq, a predicted model, not a curated record
GCGAAGCUGAGCGCGCACAGGGAGCGCGCUUAACGGACAGCUUCUGACGCUGGACGAGAGCGGGGAGCUUGGCUCACGAGAAGAAACCCCGUCAGUGUGCCCUGCCGCGUUUGUCUUGUCAAGAUGAGACAUCUCUCGCCCUCUGUCCGGUAAACUAGGACACCCUGGGACACGGAUUGAAUUCCCUCCUCAAAUCACAGCCAACUAGUUCCCGUUCGAACCACCCGCACGCUCUGCGCUUGAAGGAGCAUCUUUACCGCCACACUCUGUCCGUCCCGCUAACGGCUCAGGAAUACAAAGUUGUAUCACUUUUAAAUGACUCUUCGGGACUGAACGGCCGUUUUUAUUUUUAUUUUGUUGACGCAACGUCAGAAUUUUGUCUUUUGAGUGGCGUUGGCUUGGAUUUACGCGCGUAAGUCAACUUGAUUUGCGCCGUUUUCCCGUCAUUUUUUCCUGUUGUCACCUAGUGUGGAAUAUCUGAAGACUUUAUUCAACGCUCCAGGAGGAACGAAAAAGAGUCUGAAGAACUGCUUAUGGAAAUUUGAGGAGUUUUAUUUAUUUAUUAUUAUUUUCUUUAUCAAGUACGUAUGAUAUUACGAUGUGUGUGGUGCGAGAGUCUUCGCCGCCCCUUUUAGACCAGAAUUAGUCAGUGUGGUCCCGGAGUAGAGGCUAGAUCAGUGUCUUCUCGAUUCGCGCACUCUCCUCACUAUCCUUUUCUUCUUUCCCCUCAGAAAGGUUAUUUUUCUAUUUCAAUGGAAUAACUGAUCGGGGAAACGACUGAACGACAAAGUGUCUUGUCUUUCUCCCCCCACCGCCUGUAACUGACAGGCGAUUUAAGGUUGGUUCUUCUCCGGGAAUGCUCAAUGAUCGAUGGGGAAUCAUGAACAGCUCACCGGAACUCGAAGACGGACAGCGGGGCAAAAAUCAGACAUUCUGUGAGUGUGUGCCCAACUCCUCUCAGCUCAAACAUCGCUGGUCAGACUCAGACACAGUCAGACAAACAUCGCCCAAGAGGAUGAGUUGUAGCUAUCUGCUAUGUACCAUCCUUCUCUUCGUGGCCGUUCUGCUCGCAGUCACAGUGACGGGAACCAUUCUUCUUAUGAACCACUACCAGGCUCCCCCCAUGUCGGAUGGCCCGCCUCAUAUUAGCACCAAUCAGGAUGAAGCCAAUGCGUUGGUGACAGUUGAGAGGGGUGAUGGAUCACGCAUCAAUAUCUUCAUCGACCCCAACUGCCCUGAUUAUAACAGUAACUUCCUGCGACUAGAAGGCGUGCAGACAUCUUUGCUGCACUCGCUCACCGAUCACGAUACAGAUCUCAAGUCCGUCAAAGGUCAGGAUCGAGCGCUAUUGGUCAACUUGGCAGAGGAAGUUGCUAAGCUGUCUGCCCAUGCGGGACAGCUGAAGAUGGACUAUGAGUCUCUAAGGAGAGGACAAAGCAACCUGGGACAGGACCUGAAUACCCUGCAGACUGAACAGAGCAGACUUAUACAGCUGCUGUCCGAGAGCCAGAUUAACAUGGUGAAGGUUGUCAACUCUGUGAGCGAUGCUCUAAACGCCAUGCAGAAGGAAACGGGAGGUCUGAAAGCCAGGGUGAAAGCUGACCUGCAGAGGGCACCAGUAAGAGGAGUUCGCCUUAAAGGCUGUGCUAAUGGCUCUCGUCCACGGGACUGUAGUGAUAUAUAUGCUAGCGGUCAGAGAGAAGAUGGCAUCUACUCUGUUUUUCCCACUCAUUACCCUGCUGGCUUUCAGGUCUACUGUGAUAUGAGUACAGACGGAGGUGGCUGGACGGUAAUCCAGCGGAGGGAGGACGGGUCUGUGAACUUCUUCAGGGAGUGGGACUCCUACAGGGAAGGAUUUGGCAAAAUCACCGGAGAGUAUUGGCUUGGGUUAAAACAAAUCCAUGCUCUGUCUAUCCAAGGAAACUAUGAACUGCGCAUAGAUCUUGAAGAUUUUGAGAACAGCACAGCGUUUGCACAGUAUGGCGUGUUUGGGGUUGGACUGUUCUCUGUUGAUCCUGAGGAUGACGGUUACCCCCUCACCAUUGCUGAUUACACAGGCACUGCAGGAGACUCGUUGCUUAAGCACAACGGAAUGAAGUUCACGACAAAAGACAGAGACAACGAUCAUUCGGAGAACAACUGUGCUUCGUUCUACCACGGCGCCUGGUGGUACCGCAACUGCCACACGUCCAACCUGAACGGCCAGUACCUGCGCGGACAGCACACCUCUUACGCCGACGGGAUCGAGUGGUCGUCCUGGACCGGAUGGCAGUACUCGCUAAAAUUCACAGAAAUGAAAAUUCGACCAACGCGCGAAGAGCGAGAAAGCAAGUAACCUCACAAAAAGUCCAAUUUACAGUAAAUGUAAGGAAAUAAAAAAGAAACAACAUGUUUAAAAGACUUACAUGUGGGACUUACGAUGUGGAAAACAUCAAGGACAUUGAUUGUUGCUAAUCUGAAAAAGAGCUUUCUGUUGUCCUGUUCAUUAAUUUGGCGGAAAAGUCACACUGUUGUGUGGCCGUGCUGUAAGUCCUGCCCUCCAUAUGACAAUCUCUUCAUCACCAGGCCUUGAAGUUUCUUUACACCCCAGCUGUCGGCUCUCAGCUCACUACUGCGAGUCACACUUUGGCUCUGACGAAAAUGACACCGAAUCAAGGAUCCUAUUAUUUUGCCACUGGUUAGGGAAUUAAUUAAUAGAGGACUAUGUACGACAAUGAAAUGUUGGAAAGGUUCCUUCUGUCAGCAAAGCCCGUUUCCGUUCUCUCUCUUAUUGUUUAACAUGCAAUUAAUACGCCAAACACACAGACCGCGGCCAAAUCUCCACUAAGAAUGCUAGUACAAAAGAAGAAAGUGUGAAAGAUGGGAGGGGAUGGGAGAGAGAGAGGCGGUCUAGGAGGAGAGCAGUGCAAAGGUUUCUGUGGGAGUUUGUCUCUCAUCUGUCUGACAGGCCAUUAGUGAGCAUAUUGGCCACUUUGUCUGAUCGCCAUUGCCAAGUGAUCAUCAGUCAGGCUCUUCAUCUCGCACAUACGCAGAUGGAGGCUGUUUAUGUAUGUGUGUGAGCAAGAUAAAAGGGAAAUGCGAUAUUGUCUCGUCUCCUUCCCGAGCGGCGUUUCUGACUCAGCGCGAGUUUGAGUGUUCUCGAGGAAUCUCUUUAUCGGCCCGACAAGCUCGCUCGAGUGUGUUUACUCAGCGCUCACGCACACGUCAUUUGCUCACGCAUGCCUUCGGACGCCGUGUCGUAAUGCUGAUUUAAAUGAGCCGCCGUAACGUGUGUAUCAGCUCAUUCACUGCCGUCUCUCUCCAGCUCACUUUCCAAAGGUCAGACAUCUCGAACGUGAAUAUUGUGCUUCUCUCCCCUCGUGUUCGAGCAGCUCCCUUCAUCUCUCACCCUUUCUUUUUUCCCUCCUGGUCUUCUUCUCAUUUGUUCUUCUUCCACUCUGCCUUCACUCCUUUGGUUUGUUUCCUGCGGUCCCCUGUGGAAGUGGAAAAGGUCAACAUGUCAUUUAGUACAAUUACGCUGCUCACUGUUCUCUCUUCUUUGCUCUUUUCUGACUUUUUCCUUUUCUCCCACUUCUGUUUCGUACUUCCUAAUUAUGUUUCUUUGAAGCUCCGUUAUCAUAAUGAUGACAGUUUAUUUGUACUUUGCUUAAAUAGUGUAAUUCUGAAUUCAAAGUGGAGAUAUUUACAUAUUUAACAUGAUUAACGCACUAACAAAACUUUUGUUCCCUCCCUCGUUUGUUUUUUUUAUGUAUAAAGACAAGCAGUUUUCGUGCUGACUUGUGAAUGAACUUGUGCAAGUAGGAACACUGAUUCACUCAUGUUGGAUUUUGCGAUUUUUGAGUUUUCUUUCUAAAUGUACCAAGAGCUUUAAGAUGUGUGUAGAUUUCAUGUACAGUGUGUAUGUUUUAGAGACUUUUAGCGCAUGUGAAAUGUUUUCUUACGGGAAAUUGACAAAAGCACACAAAUGAAGCAAUGUGCUAUAGAAAAGAUCCUCGAUGUGUCCUUAUAAUGCCUGUAGUCAUGUGACUGGGAUCUGGAGUCUCUAGAAUGGACGCUUGUUUCAAAUUCUGGUCUGCCAGAAGCGGAGUUGAAAUCCAUUAAACGUACACCAACAAAUAAUGAGCACAUUACUCGAGAAAAUAUGUGGCAAGAUGACUGUGAAAGCAGCAUUACAGGAUGUUGUCAAGACUUAAAUGGACACAAGUGAGUGCUCAUCCUUGUCUCUGGAGUCGCCUCUAAGUUUGCACCACUUUAACUGCAAAGUUGCCUCUGUCGGUUUGUGUCUUGGUUGUGUAUUUUCUCUUGUACUUACUUUUCUUGUUCACUCAGCUCUGAUUUUUUCCCCUCCUCUCAUUCUGUGGAAUUACAUCACAAUCAGCCCCUUUUCUCUGUCACCAUUUGCUUCGAAGUUAACCAUGCUGCCUGUUCAGCUGUCAAUAACGUUUCUCCAGUGCGUUGCCAUGGUAAUGAUCCCCUGAACAAAAGCUAACAGGCUGAACAAAGAAUGAAGGAAAGAAAUGUUAAAUGAUGUAACAAUGUCAUGAAACUGAGUCGAGAAAGGACGAAAAGAAAAAACAGUGCACAUCAUAAUGGGACAGAAACUAUUUGAAAUCAUUUGUAAUUAAGGGUCUCUGUGAGAAUGAGUGUGUGUGACUGAAUGAAACAGAAAAUAUACUUGUAAAGAAAAAGUAAAUUGUUAUUUCUGUGUAUGACAUUGGCUCUUCAUAUUGUGUGCAUAUAAAAAAAAAAUCAAUAAAUAACAUAUAAAUAAAUUGAUUUCUGC